AUGAGUGGAAAAGGAUACUCGGACACCUAUGUCCAAGGGCCUGAACGAGCAAGAUGGCCUCCGCUCACGAGGAUGCUGAUGUCCGGUGAAAUGAGUGGAGAGCCACCAAGGGACAUGACGAUGAAGGAGAAGUUUGAUCGAUGGAUGGUCAAUGAGGGCUGGAGAAGACUCACCGUGGCCGUAUUCAGCUUGGCGCAUUUGAUGAUAUUUGCUUUUGGCUUACUGCAUUAUGGGCUCAAGGCAACUGUCUGCCGCACUCUUAUUUCGCUACUGCGACAGACGCCCUUAAACGGUAUCAUUCAAUUUGUGGUGGCUUGGUCCAUCGUCACUUUUUCCUGGGUACACACCGUUGCUCACUGGAGUAACUAUGCCCAACUUGCCGCGAAGCAAGGACUUGGGGUUUCCGGUUUCCUCCUAGCCAACGUUGUUACUGGACCCGGCUGGACCGGGUACAUAAUGUUAUUCGCAUUAAUGGCAAUGGUGAUAACAUCUAUUGGGAAAUUCCGCCGAGCCAACUUUGAACGGUUCUGGUAUACACACCAUCUAUUCGUCGUCUUCUUCGUUUUCUGGGCUUUCCACGGAGCAUUCUGCAUGAUCAAGCCUGACUUUCCGCCUUUUUGCUCCGGCAUCGGUGUGUUUUGGAUGUACUGGAUCUAUGGUGCAGCAAUGUAUUUGGUGGAGAGGCUGCUGCGUGAGCUACGCGGACGGCAUAAGACGUAUAUCACGAAGGUCGUACAGCACCCAAGUAAUGUGGUCGAAAUUCAGAUGAAGAAGGAGAAAACAAAAACCCGGGCCGGUCAAUACAUUUUUCCUUUUGUGCCGACGAUAUCCGUGUGGCAGUACCACCCGUUCACGCUUACAAGCGCCCCUGAGGAAGAUUACAUUUCCGUGCAUAUUCGAUGCGUUGGAAACUUCACCAAGGAACUCGCUCGGACUCUAGGAUGCACCUUCGACGAAGGCAAAGGCGGCAAGGGUGGUGGUAAGGGUGGCAAGGGCAAGACUGGCGUGAUCGGCGUCAACAAUCAGACGGCAUCGGACGAUGUCGACCCCAGCAUCCGCCGCGUUCUACCCAGAGUCUACAUCGACGGGCCAUUCGGCAGCGCGUCAGAAGACGUUUUCAAGUACGAGGUUGCGGUUUUGGUAGGCGCUGGCAUCGGCGUGACUCCGUUUGCAUCCAUCUUGAAGAGUAUCUGGUACCGGAUGAACUACCCGCAGACCAAGACGCGGUUGCGAAAGGUUUAUUUCUUCUGGGUAUGUCGAGAUUUUGGCUCGUUUGAGUGGUUUCAGUCCCUGCUUCUGGCUAUCGAAGCGCAGGAUAAAGCCAAUCACAUUGAAAUCCAUACCUAUCUCACGGCCAAAAUUCGCCCCGACGACGCUACGAACAUCAUGAUCAACGACGCCAACGCCGAACAAGAUACCAUCACCGGCCUGCGCGCGCCAACCAACUUUGGCCGACCGAACUGGGACAUGGUGUUCCGGUCCAUUCGAAAGCUGCACACGCCCGCCGAGGCGGGUGUGUUCUUCUGCGGGCCGAAACCGCUGGGGAGCGUGUUGCAUGUGAAAUGCAAUAUGUACUCGGAGCCUGGGUUCCAUUUUGUGUGGGGAAAGGAGAACUUUUAA
Messenger RNA from Uncinocarpus reesii 1704, 1620 nucleotides. Its product is annotated as NADPH oxidase. Gene Ontology annotation, molecular function: superoxide-generating NAD(P)H oxidase activity. Gene Ontology annotation, cellular component: plasma membrane; NADPH oxidase complex. The transcript is spliced from 7 exons. NCBI's taxonomy places the organism in Eukaryota, Fungi, Ascomycota, Eurotiomycetes, Onygenales, Onygenaceae. Gene Ontology annotation, biological process: superoxide anion generation; defense response. The record is from RefSeq and is a predicted model, not a curated record. The coding region runs from base 1 to 1620 and encodes 539 amino acids.